UGCGUCGACGACCAUGCUGCGCGUGCGGGGUUUGGCGUCCUCCGCAGGCCGGAGAGGCCUUUCCUCUGGUCCCUAGUCUUGUUAUUUUAAACCCUCAGUUUCCUCCCUCCGCGGAAAGCCCUUUUGCUUGCAGAUAAGGAGGAACUAGAGGAGGAGACUAACAACCCUUGAGGGAGGGGCGAAGAUGGAGAAGGGUGCCCAGGCCUCCGACAGUGACAGUGAUGAAACAGUGAUUGAGGGGUCGGUGACGGAGAACGAACCGGAAGAGGAGGAGCUGCCCUGGAGAAGUUUGCUCAUGAAUCGAUACACACCUUCGAAAUCUGAGUUCUUUCUUCAUCCUGGUGUAAAUGGAAUGUGGAAAGGCAUGCCUUCUCCUGAGAUUCACCUUGGGCUCAAACUCAGAAAGGAUUCACAAGAGCAAAAGAAUAAAAAUAAGGUGAUGCCGACUCUUAGUGAGGACCUGGUAUUACAGGAUCCUCAAGAUGAAGCAACACAAAAUCAAGUUCUGUUACAAACUAGAAAAAAAUCCUCAGCAUUCUCUGUGUCAUUUCCUGACCCUGAAGUUUCAUGGAGCCACCAAAAGACUGGAGGUCCUGAAACUGAAAAUUGUGAAAAUGUGCCACACUCAGAAAAGGAACUAAGUGAAAACACAGAUUCCCCUGAAACUAGUCUUCUCUCAGGUACUUCACUUAUGGCAUCUGAGUUGGUUACGCUAAAGGAGAGAUCAUUAGCAGAGCCAGUGAAGACCUUAGCUGUACCAAAUACAUUUUCUGAGCCUGGAAAGAAUGUAACACUGACCAUGACAUCUAAAGAAACCAAAGAUGAAGAAAGCUCUCUUGAAACAUUUGUGUCUGCUUUAGAAAGGUUAAUAGAAUCACCAGAAGGCACCCAAGAAGAAACCCUGCUUGAAAUAAUGAAUGACUUCGAUCCUCAAGAGUUGAUGAACCCAUUGAGCAACUCCUUGAGCUCUCUAUCAGUCCCUUUGAAUGCCUUAUCAGCACCUUAUAGAGAUGUACUAGAAAACACGAAGGAUGAGGCUGCAUUGCCUGCUGAAUUGCUGGCAACCAUCAACACGUUACUAGGUGCCGAUGUAGGACCUGGACCUGUAGGACCCAUCAGUCAAGGACAAGAGAAAAGCAGCAGUGCUAGUGAUGGAAAUGGAUGUUUAGAAGUGCAGUCUACCAUGUCUCAGAUAGAUGAAGACUGCACCCAAAUAGCACAGACUAUAGAAGACCCAAAACCAUUUAGAUUGCAAACAGUGGCUCAUGAAAAUGCCACCUCUUAUGAGCAACUAAAGAGUAAGGGAAAUUCAGAUCCUGUGAAACAGCCCUCUGUCCAGGAACCCCCACAUGUACUAAGAAGGUCAUCAAGACUGGAAAAACUGAAAGCAAGCAGAGCCGUGGCACACACAGAUGUCGUACUGAAGACACCAGAAACGAUUUUACCAAAACCACUUAGUUAUGAGGAUCAAAUAGACAGCAUAUUUGCAACGGAGAGUUCCAGAAUACAGGGCUCUGUUUUAAUGACUGACAGUAAAAGGAAGAAUAUGCAUUCAUCCAGAUUGAAGAGUGAACAGAUCAGGAAAAAUGAACAACUUAAAAUAAAAAAUGGAAAAAGGAAGAUCAAUAAAUUGUGUCUUAGUAGUAUAAACCGGAGAAACAUUUUUGGAGAGAAUUUACUGUAUAAAGCUGCUCUCCAUAAUGAUGUUGAUCUGGUUCGCUGUUGCAUAGAAAAUGGUGGAAAUGUCCAUCAGCCAAGUUAUGCUGGUUGGACAGCACUUCAUGAAGCUAGUCUAGAAGGACAUUAUGAGAUAGUGAGUGAACUGUUAAAGGGUGGAGCAGACGUGGAUGUCAAAGGAAAGUACCAGAUUACUCCCUUACAUGAUGCUGUGAUGAAUGGACAUUAUAAGGUGGCAGAGUUACUUCUUCUAAAUGGAGCUGACCCAUUAUUUACAAGUGACCAUGGAAUAUGUGCUUUGGAUGAGGCCAAGGAUUCCGAUAUGGAGAAACUGCUUAGGAAAUACAUCCCUAAACAUAAAAAAUCAGCGCAAAGGAAGAACACUGACCCAGCAUAUGUAGAAGAUAUAUUCCAGUACAAGAAACCAAAAUUAAGUUCUGAUAAUCACACCAAGUUUAUUUGUGAUGAAAAUUCUAAUAGACAAGAACCAGGACAUGUAGAAAUGAAAGGAAGCAACAAAUUACUUAUAAAUGAAGCAUAUAUAUAUGAACCUUGCCAGAAAAAUUCCAAUACCACAGAAUUUGGCAAGUUCAAGCCUAGGCAAUCAACUGUUAACCAAAUAGACUCUACAGGACUCAGAAGGAACAAUGUCCACAAUGUGAAAGAUAGCAGAACUAAUGUGUCUAAAAAUAAAGGACAAAGAAAUACACAACAUACAAAGACUCAAGGAGAUGAUAGAGACUGCAAUUUAAGUCAGGGAAUAGCUAUUUCUUCUUUCAGGAGAAUGAAUAAAUUAGUUACUCCGCAGCAGCAUACUAUCCAGACCCUUGAUGACCUUCCAAAAGGGUCGUGUGAACUUUCUGCCCCAACUCUAGCAACCUUGAAAAAUGGUGCAGUUAACAAUAGUGAGGCUUGUGUGGUUUCCAAAAAAGCGAAUACCCACAUCCUGGAUUUAUCAGAUAGUCAAGAAAUGCAGUUCUUGGAAUUAGAGUCCAUUGAUCAAACUAAACAUGCUUCCUUCUCUGAACUUUCAUUGUAUAAAGAAAUAAAAUUACCACAUCUAACUGCAGAUCAGCAGCCUCACACUAACCAAGAGUCCCCUGAAAACAGUAGCUCAGAUGAAAAAGGCAAGAACCUUAAUGAAUGGGAAGAUUCUUUCCUCUCCUUCAUAAAAGGAUGCUCUGCUGACAGUGAUAGUGAUUGCCACACCUCUAACAAGUCUGUGCCAUCUCAGAAAGAAUGCGUGGGCCACUGUCCUAAUGAAGAGAGCACAGCAAAUAAAGAAGAAAUUAACGCUCUACAGUGUUUAUCUUCUGAAAACUAUUUUUCACAGGAAAAUGAGCUAACCGCGGGUAGCCUAACUACACAUCCACAAAAAGAAGCUGUUAGUUAUUGUGAUUUGAAUAAUUCAUUAAUUUAUGAACAACAUAUUCCAAAUUAUGAACAGCACAUAUAUGGAAUUUCGUUUGAUCACUCAUAUGCCAGUAAUGAGCACAGUUCUAUGCCUUGUAUAAAACUGCCUUCAACACAGAAAGUUUCACAGUUGACUGGUCAAGUGGAGCUAUUAAAAGCAUUCCAAAAUAAUGGCCACAGAGAGCCAACUCCUUUAGUAAAUCAAGCUGAUACAUAUAAUGUGGAAAAGAAGCAAGACACUGAGAGGAAUUAUACUGUAAAAAGCCCAAACCCAAGUUCUUCAGAUAGUCCUUUACACACAGUUGUUCAUUCUCAAGUAAUAGAAAUAACUAAAGCUGAAAAAAGGAGACAAGACCUUCCAGGGAAUGAGUCUGUGAACAGUACAGAUUUUCAUUCCACUGACGAUGUGAAUAAAGAGUUGGCCAGCUCCUCACAACCUAAUCAAGGAAAAGAGGAGGAAAUUGUUCGCAAACCAGAUGAGGAGUUAACUAAUAAUACCAGUAGAGCUGAAAGAGCUGUAAGAAAUUGCAAGGAGAAAAAGGGAAAUGUGGAUUCAGAAGCUCACAUGCCUUGUGAUUCCCAAGAACACAGAAAAGACCAGAAUCUCAGAAAAAGAAAAAUUUCCUUGAAAACUCCCUACAGCCAAGAAGCGAAGACAGCAGGAAUCAAGAAGAGGAGUGCCGAAGGAGAGAGCCAGCUGCACGUGGCUUCCAGAGGAGGAGAUCUGUCCCUAGUGAAAGUUCUGAUAGAGUCUAGAGCAGAUGUGAAUCUGAAAGAUAAUGCAGGUUGGACACCCCUUCAUGAGGCAUCUAAUGAGGGAUUUACUGAUGUAAUUAUAGAGUUAUUAAAAGCUGGUGCAAAUGUAAACUGUGAAAAUAUAGAUGGAAUGCUGCCUUUACAUGGUGCUUCUGCAGGGAAUCAUUUAAAGGCUGCUGAGAUACUCCUAGAACAUGGAGCAAACCCUAAUCAGAAAGAUCAGAAACAGAGGACUGCUUUGGAGGAGGCAGAUGAUGAGAAAAUGAAAGAACUACUGAAAUCUUACGGUGCUGUGGAGACCAGUAAUGGAGAUGAGAUGGGCUCUGCAGUGACCGUAAAACGUCCUGCUCUCCGACCAAAAAGAUGUAAGCCAUGUACUUGUGACGAUGAAAAAGCAAUUGAUUCUCCUUCGCCCUUCCAUAAAGCGAAGAGAAGUGAAGGCCUUCCUGCGCAUCAGACCAUCAGUGCUAUUCUACAAGAUAUAGAAGAAAAACAAGAAAACUUAUUGCAGUUUGAAAUAAGAAACUCUGAAGAUGCAGAACAGUACAUUGGAAAGAUGUUAGAGAUAAAAGAAGUUAUGGAUAAUAUACUUGCUCAACAGAAGACAGAAAGAGAUGAUCUAGCCAAAAAAUACAGGGUAUCCAUGGAGUCAUUUAAGCACGGGGCCCUGAGAGAACAACUGGCCAACUUGGCCACAAGACAAAAGAGUCUUUUAGUUGUGGCAAAGAAGCAGAAAAAAAUAAGACUGAAAAUUCAAAACUAUAAGAAUGCCAUACCAUUUUCUGGUGUUAGUUUAAGGAAGCUUCCGUGUAGCUCAGACAUCUGUAGUGAGAAGAAGAGCCAAGAGUCUCCUCGUCUGGAAAACUCAGUCCAUCGCCAGGCAGGCCCACUGUCUCCUGUCAGUAGCAACAUGGAAGAAACACAGUUGUCUGUGGACAUCCAGAAGGACAGCCAGGACCGUAGCAUUUGUUUAAAUGCAGAAGCAAUGAAAAGAGGGGAAUUCCCUGGAAGUGAGAUGAGUUCUAAACGGAGCGUCCAGGAUUGUGCCUUGGAUGGGUUAUUGAAACCCAGACACGCAGAUGGCACUGAGAAAAUGGAAUUAUCAUCCCAGCCUGUUGCUUUUAUUCCUCAAGCAGGAAAUUCACAAGCAGAAAAUAGUUUGACAGAAACUGUGGUCAAAGGCUAUGGACUUGAUAGUUCUCCUGCAGUGACUGGCACUAUAAAUAUUUCAGAAGAUAAAAGUGUAUUUUCCCAAAAUGAUGCCUGUCCACCACCUGUUCCUCAGAAUCAGGACCUUUCCUGUUGUAAUCCAAAAAGAAGAAACAAGAAAACAGUUUCCCCACAACCAUCUGGGGGAGCAUCAGAACCUCUGGCUCAUCAAGUGAUUGCUGUCUUAGACACUGAUACUGUGCAGCAGACAAAGCCAUGUCUUAAAAAAACAGCUUCUGUUGUUUCCUAUGCAAACAGCAUUCAGAACUCUCCUUCCUCUGGGUCUGCCCAUCCACAUUCUAUUAAAAAGCCUUCACACCACAGCACAGCUCCUAAAAAGAAAAAUGUGCAGCUGAAAGAUUUGAUAUUACUUGGAAAAAUUAAUCCAGGAAACGACAUUCUGGAAUUCAAAACACAGGAAACUACCCACAAAGCCAGUAUUUUAUUGAGUGGUAAACUUAAGGUAGAAAACGGGCAGAUUUACCAGAACCCAGUUACCUGGCUCAAGGAUCUUCUGGGUGGUGGCAGUUAUGUGACCUGGGAUUAUGCUUGGAGUAAGGUAACAUGUCUUGGAAAGGAGCUUUUCAAGUAUGUUUCUGAAGAAGUGCCUGUUCCUCCAGAACCUUGCAGCACACCUCAGCAACGGCAGCCUUGCCUCACAGCGGGCACUUCCAGAAAGUCAAUGCAAGGCAUCCCUCAUUAUCUACAGAUAAAAGACAUACUUUCCAUCAGCGAUCAAGAGCUUCUACCAUGCCAUGUAAUGGAGCAGUACUGGAAGAUCUAUGUGGAACGUAAGACACUAACAUUCUGAAGAUUUGUUUUCUCUGUAGCUUGUUUAGUGUUGUCCUUAGAAUCGACGGCCGUCCAUCUCCAUCUUGUAUGCUGUGCCUAUCUUAACCUGCAGUCCCAAUUAUUAAUGGAGAUGUGUAUUUACUGUGAUAAGAAAACUGUUGGGUAGGUUUAGUGCUUUUUGCCAGUGAAAUAAAGGCGUUUCUGAACAAA
Messenger RNA from Peromyscus eremicus (cactus mouse), 6057 nucleotides. RefSeq names its product ankyrin repeat domain 31 (gene Ankrd31). The transcript has 26 exons. The record is from RefSeq and is a predicted model, not a curated record. NCBI's taxonomy places the organism in Eukaryota, Metazoa, Chordata, Mammalia, Rodentia, Cricetidae. Bases 185 to 5866 code for a protein of 1893 amino acids. Gene Ontology annotation, molecular function: protein binding.